Mustela lutreola (European mink) is the source of this 756-nucleotide messenger RNA. It is a transcript of the gene PDC, whose product is annotated as phosducin. Lineage: Eukaryota; Metazoa; Chordata; Mammalia; Carnivora; Mustelidae. The record is from RefSeq and is a predicted model, not a curated record. Gene Ontology annotation, biological process: regulation of G protein-coupled receptor signaling pathway. The coding region runs from base 19 to 756 and encodes 245 amino acids. The transcript is spliced from 3 exons.
UCAAAUCCAAACCCUAAAAUGGAAGAAGCCAAAAGCCAAAGUUUGGAAGAAGACUUUGAAGGACAGGCCACACAUACAGGACCCAAAGGAGUAAUAAAUGACUGGAGAAAGUUUAAAUUAGAGAGUGAAGACAGAGAUUCAAUUCCACCUAGCAAGAAGGAAAUUCUCAGACAAAUGUCUUCUCCUCACGAUAGAAAUAACAAAGACUUAAAAGAAAGAUUCAGCAGAAAGAUGAGCAUUCAAGAAUAUGAAUUAAUUCACCGAGACAAAGAAGAUGAAAAUUGUCUGCGUAAAUACCGUAGACAGUGUAUGCAGGAUAUGCACCAGAAGCUGAGUUUUGGGCCUAGAUAUGGGUUUGUGUAUGAGCUGGAAACUGGGGAGCAGUUCCUGGAAACCAUUGGAAAGGAGCAGAAAAUCACCACAAUUGUUGUUCAUAUUUAUGAAGAUGGUAUUAAGGGUUGUGAUGCUCUAAACAGUAGCUUUACAUGCCUCGCAGCUGAAUACCCUAUGGUCAAGUUUUGUAAAAUAAAAGCUUCUAAUACAGGUGCUGGGGAUCGCUUUUCCUCAGAGGUACUCCCCACACUGCUUGUCUACAAAGGUGGGGAACUCAUAAGCAAUUUUAUCAGUGUUACAGAACAAUUUGCUGAAGAAUUUUUUUCUGGGGAUGUGGAGUCUUUCCUAAAUGAAUAUGGAUUACUACCUGAAAGAGAGAUACAUGCCCUAGAUCAGACCAACAUGGAAGAAGAUACUGAAUAA